Molecule: messenger RNA, 9803 nt
Organism: Scleropages formosus (Asian bonytongue)
Lineage: Eukaryota; Metazoa; Chordata; Actinopteri; Osteoglossiformes; Osteoglossidae
Product: voltage-dependent L-type calcium channel subunit beta-1-like
Exons: 14
Coding region: 3387-5252 (621 amino acids)
Biological process (GO): calcium ion transmembrane transport
Cellular component (GO): voltage-gated calcium channel complex
Molecular function (GO): voltage-gated calcium channel activity; protein binding
Source: RefSeq, a predicted model, not a curated record
UAUGGAGCCGCUCGGUUUUGUGGCGUCAGGGUCGUGCCGACAGCCCGGGGCCGACCGGGCUCGGUCGCAGGUCUUGCUUCGGGCCGUUCGGUCCUCCGUAUUGUUACGUCCAGAAAGAAAGGCGACGCUCGGGACGGAGGGAAGAAGGGGUGUGUUUGCGUUUUGUUAGAGGUGCCCUGAACCGCCCGCCGUGUCUCCUGUGCACUUCGCUGGCUGCUGGCUGUCAGUCACGGUCACGAGAUGAAGGCGGCGCCGAUGACGUCUGGCCGGUGGCACCUCGUCGGCACGUUUGCUCUUACUGUCACUCUUCCGUCGCAGGGGGACACGUGAACAUUUAGCGUUGCACUGUGUGGCAAACACACCUUUUUUGAAGAUCUGCAGGUCAACGGCGACUCCAACAAGAAAAGGGGGAGAACUCGUCCGCGCUCUCGCAACGGCUGCGGAUCCGCUCUCUUUUAUUGCGGUAUCCGAUUUCAUCUUGCGAGGUUGUCAUCGGAGCACCUGCCACCGUACCGUAGGACGGCACCGUUCGUUCACUUCGCACCCCCGGGGCCACGCCGUGCCGCUCCUCUGCUUCCCGAAGGAGGCCUUUGGCAGCCCGUGCCGCGCUGUGACCCCGAGUCCUCCUUCGACAGCGGAUCUGCCGUCCUGCCCGUCGGUGCCGAUGAGGUACGAGAGCAGCGUGCGAAACGGCAGUCGUGGGCAGUCGACCGAAGACGCACGAGUCGGUCGGUGGACGGUGAAAUGGUCGAAAGCAGCAGCGUCACUCAUGUUGCCAUUCAUCUUUCUUUGCAGAAAGGAGGCUCUGAAUGCGUCAACUGUCCUGUUGCUGGUGCACCUUUUCAUAUGAAAUGUUACGUAUUUUGGCUUUGCGUUAUUUUAUUUUUCUUUUCCUGUUCUUCAUUUCUGUUCGUUUCGUUUCUUGAUAUCGAUGUACUGUUGUUCAUUUAGCUGACAGCGCCGUCGCUGUUGGUACAUUAGUGCUUCCGAGCAGCAGAUGCAUCCUGAGAUGUGUCACAGGCCGCCGCAGCCAUUGUGCAGAUGGUGACGGUGACAGUGACAGCGAAGGUUACAGCGACAGCGAUGAUGUCGGUGACGCAAACGCUAACAGCGAAGGUGACGGUGUCACUCGCGGUGUCGAUGACGGUGACGCGGCGGCGGCUCCGAGGAAAGAAAGGUGAGCGCCCGGCACUUUUCGGAACGCGCGCUUUAGUGUGGACUUUGCGGCGGCAGAAAGGAGCCGAGUACCCGGUGUGGGAGGAACUCGACCUUUAUGAUCAAAACUGGAGGGAAAGAAGCUUUUCACGGCUGCGCGUGAUUCGGUAGCUGCCGAUGAAGCCGGAAAGCUCCCAUUUACAUGCGCGCUGUUGAAAGCGCAAAGGCGUGAUACUGUUCUUCUCUCCUCUCCUACGUCGUGCUGCAGUGGACACUCCACGAGCCCACGGAGCGCUCGUCCACACUGCAGCAGGAGCGGUUCUUCUAGUUACGCGCUCUUCUUUCUCGGCGUUCUGUCCUACGGCUCGUAGUCCGCGAGGACGUCUCUGGGCUCCGCGUUCGGUCACCGACGCGGCUCAGAUCCUGCUCAGUCUGUUCUCAGCUUGCGUGUUCUCCUCAUGUUUGUGUGGGCCGCUCUGGUUUCCUUCCCCCUGGUGUGAAAAUGCGUGUGAAUCUCUGCGAAUGUGUGUCCACAGCUGCUGUGUGAUGGACUGGUCUCCUGCCCAGGCUGCGUCCUGUCUCACACCCUGUGCUUUCAGGAAACGCUCUGGAGCUCUGCAGCUCUGCAGCUCAUACCUGCAGAGGUAAAACAGUGACGUGGGACUGAACGGAAAAAACGGAGUUUCCUCAGUCCGGAGGGACGUUCGGGGCUGAUGGGAGAACCGAGGUGCGUUUGGAACGACAAACGUUACUUGGGUGCUGAUAUAUUUACAGCGAGGCUCUGGAGUCGUAACCAGGGCACCGUUGAUGGCGUGUUGUGCACCGCGAGUGGGCUGGAGGCUCGUCAGCACCACACUCCAGCCAAACAGCGUUUACUCUGCACCUACCGCGGUAUACACCGUGCGCGCACUGUCCCGGAGCCCACUAGCCCCCCACCGCUGCUGUCUUGCCCUUCCGCCCCCACCCCACUAAAUCCUGUGUCAGGUACUGCAGGUUGUGCCACUGUCUGGACGUUCAGCUCACGGUUCCCAGGUUGACGGCGGUUCAGCGGUUCGGAAUGACGGACGACGGUGAUCUCGGGUCAUUCGCCAAACUCGCCAGCGAACGUCACGCUGCUGAUGGACAGAAGAUGCCGAUAUCUGACACCCGGGGAAACGAGAGCUCCGCUGGCUCUGCACGAGGCGCGGGACCCAAGAGGGGCCGCUCUCGGUCGAGGUGCACAACGAGAACGAGACUCUUGCUCGCACCGCUGCUUCGCUGAGCAACUGAAGUCGAGCGGCAAACGGCUCAGUUCCAGGAUCUUCUGCACACCUCCUGUCCUUCCAUUUCACACCUUGUUCUGUGUCUUCAUUCGUGGCCAACGACCCGGUUCUGGUCCCUCCCUCAAAAUGUGUGAAAGCAACACCUACGGGCGGUUAAGAGUCCCUGGGAGAAGAAACCAGAGCACCCAGAGGAAACCCACAUGGACACAGGGAGAAUGUGUGCGCGAACUCCACACAGUUGACCCUGCGCCCCGUCGCACAGCCCAGGAGCUGUAAAGCGCCGCUGUUACCGCAUUUUCGCCAUGGUAUUAAAAGCUUGUCUCUUCCUCCACGUGCCUCUUACCUGGAGCCAUGACAUCAGUGCAGAACACCCACUCUCUCCCCCUCCUCUGUGGCUCUUCUAGCGCCCGUUACAGUGACGGCGCCGGGGCCUCGCACCCGGGCCCAGCCAAUGGGGGAGCUGCGUCUGCAUCAGCUGCUCGUGAGCUAUUUUGAACGAGAGCUGCAAAGUGAAGCAGGCGUCUAAAUUAGAGACGGAUCCCAUUGACACAGCGAGAGAGCGGCGGGGGGGGGUUUGCAGAGAGACAGAGAGAGAAAGACACAGGCGGACGGACGUCUCUCCUGUCCAGUGUGACUCCUUCCCACUUGGGUCUCACGUCUGCUGUGCAGUCCCGCCAUUCUGAAGCCCCUCUCACAUUUUGUGCAGCGCAGCCCAGUGCACCGUGUUUACUGUGCUUUCCAGAAAGUACCGACCGCGCCGCUCGCCUCCUGCCUCCUGCCUCUGUGCGUCAGGGCAGAGCCGCGUGUGACUCAGCCGUUCGCUUCGUUCCCAGCGCCAUACCUGUUGCGGAACCCUUCUUUACGCCGCUGCCGUUUCCAUAGUGCCGUUUCUCUUCGGCCGUCGUGCUCCGCGUCUCCUCCGCGUCUCCUCCGCGUCUCCUGCGCUCACCUCCCGCCGUCCAUGCUGGGAUGUACCUGUAUGGGCCCGAUGACUCCGAGCCGGGCUCGGCCGACUCCUACACGAGCCGCCCGUCGGACUCGGACGUGUCCCUCGAGGAAGACCACGAGGCGCUGAGGAAGGAGGCUGACAGGCAGGCUCUCGCCACGCUCGAGAAAGCCAAGACGAAGCCCGUGGCCUUCGCCGUCCGCACCAACGUGAGCUACAACUGCGGCCCCGGCGACGACGUCCCCGUCCAGGGCAUGGCCAUUUCCUUCGAGGCCAAGGACUUCCUGCACAUCAAAGAGAAGUACAACAACGACUGGUGGAUCGGGCGCCUGGUCAAGGAGGGUUGCGAGGUGGGGUUCAUCCCCAGCCCCGUCAAGCUGGAGAACAUGCGUCUGCAGCACGAGCAGAGGAUGAGGCAGAGCCGCCUGGCUUCCAGCAAGUCGGGGGGAAACUCCAGCUCGAGCCUCGGCGACGUCGCCACGGGAACGCGCAGGCCCACUCCUCCCGGUCCAGCGGCCGCGGAGCUCUCUAAAGGGGGGUCAGACGUUGACCCCUUUGAGCUGGACGCGGAAGAGCCCCCCGAGUCCCCGGCGGACCCCCUGUCUCCCAGGUCGAGCACAGGCAGCACCGGCUCCCCGCUGGCCCACAUCCAGCGCCUGCCCUUCUUUAAGAAGAUGGAGCAUGUUCCUCCCUACGAUGUGGUGCCUUCCAUGAGACCCAUCGUCCUGGUGGGGCCUUCGCUCAAGGGCUACGAGGUGACAGACAUGAUGCAGAAGGCGCUCUUCGACUUCCUCAAGCACAAGUUCGAGGGCAGGAUAUCCAUCACGCGCGUCACGGCUGACAUCUCGCUGGCCAAGCGCUCCGUGCUCAACAACCCCAGCAAGCACACCAUCAUCGAGCGCUCCAGCGCCCGCUCCAGCCUGGACGUACUGGCAGAGGUACAGAGUGAGAUCGAGCGCAUCUUCGAGCUGGCCCGCACCCUGCAGCUGGUGGCCUUGGAUGCCGAUACCAUCAACCACCCCUCCCAGCUGGCCAAGACUUCGCUGGCCCCCAUCGUCGUCUACAUCAAGAUCUCCUCCCCCAAGGUCCUGCAAAGGCUCAUCAAGUCCAGAGGAAAGUCCCAGGCCAAACACCUCAACGUGCAGAUGGUGGCAGCGGACAAGCUGGCCCAGUGCCCCCCGGAGAUGUUUGACAUCAUCCUGGAUGAGAACCAGUUGGAGGAGGCCUGCGAGCACCUGGCCGAGUACCUGGAGGCCUACUGGAGGGCCACGCACCCGCCUAGCAGCACCCCCCCCAACCCCCUGCUCAGCCGCACCAUGGUCACGGCCGCCCUGGCCGCCUCGCCCGAGCCCGUCUCUAACCUCCAGAGUCCGUACCUCGCGCACGGAGAGCGGGAGCGGGACGGGUCUCUGCCGGAGCGGGCGGGACUCGACGACUUCCGAGCCGACCCGGGCGGGGAGCAGCAUCAGCAGCCGCUGGCCGCGCAGCAGCAGGUCCACCUGCGCUCCGCUCGCACCCGGGCCCGGGCCGGACGCGCUCUCUCGCGCCAGGACACCUUCGACUCGGAGACUCAGGGCAGUCGGGACUCAGCCUACACGGAGGCCGGCGACUCCUGCAUGGACGUGGAGACGGACCCUUACGAGGAGCCCGAGCCCUAUUGUCGGGGCGGCGGACGUCCGCAUCCUGGCCAGUUCCACGGUCGCCAGGCCUCCUGGGAGGACGAGGGGGCGGAGCCCGACCGCGAGAACCUGAACCGAGCGCCAGCGCCGGAGAAACGGGGCCGGACGAGACCCAGGGAAAGGUACUGCCAGGACCCGGAGGGCGCGAGCUCGGCGCUGGGUCACAACCAGAACCAGGAGGACUGGGCAAGGGACGCCUAUGUCCGCUGAGCACGCUUCCGGCUCGGAGAAUGUCUCGCAAGCGGGGUGACGGCCGGCGGGCUGGGGAGUUGGGGAACGCUGAGAGAAAACAGCUUUACACACGUAGUACUUGACAAAUACUGCCAGAUACUCAAUUGCGCUUAGAAGUACAGUCGUACCGCAUGUUAGUACUGCAUGAGUACUCGGCCGAGAAUGGAGGACCGGUGCAUUGUUUUGUCCACAUUGACACCUGUCCUGUGACGAUUAUGCAGCACUUCAGCGUUUCAGGGUCUGUCUUGCACCCCAGUCCUCCCCAGUCCUUCCCAGUACUUCCCAGUCCUCACUAUGUUGCCUGUUCCCUCAUCGUUCCCGAACUCCGCCUGGUGGUUCUCUUGGAUGUUCAGAGCAGCGACUCUUCCCGGUGCUCACACCUCUCAGUUCCACCCCCUGCCACUAGGGGGCCCGAUGACUGGCGUUCGCCCCCGUUGUAAUCGCCUGUUCUCUCCCUCGAGUGUGGAGUGAGCAUCAGAGUCUUAGUUUGACCGCAGUCAAAGUCACAGCAGCUGCGAGCGAAGCGUUUCAGCCUUUGCUGCGCCGCGGACCCAUCCCGGGGAGCGAACCGUCCUCCGCUGCCAGAGUCUGCUGCUCCGUAACGACUUCCCGCUGCCGAGUGCGCGGCGCUCGCACUCUCCGCGCCUUCUCCCAGCGCCGGCUUUCCUCCCGCACAGCUUGCGCACCGGCACUUGUGUUCUUUCUGCACUUGGACACACAGCAGGAACCGGGGUGCACAUUCAGGAUGGACCGUACGGCGAAGCCCCGCUUUGUUCUUUGCGGGUGCAAAACCCCGUUUUACACCGCCAAUUAAUGAAUGUCUUUGUUGAGAAUUGGGUAAAACCGGAGCUCGUUAUAAAUUGGUGCCUCGUUGUUUCUGCCUGUCGUUUUUCUACGUGAUUCAUUCAUUUAGUCGCUCAACUGGAAAUGCAGCGUUACCGCGACUGACGGGACCGUUGAAGGGGACAUCGAACCCGUGUUUUCAGAGUCCGCAAUCGGGAGGGCUCUGCGCGAAGCGGGGAAGGGAAGGGACGCCUGCCGAACCCAUAAGAGCACCUGCGCGCAGGCCUCGGUCGAAAAUGCCAAAUGUGUGGGCAGCGGAGAUCUUUCAGGGCAAACCCUCUCUGACAGAAUUUACGAGUGUUUUUCUCGCUGAGCCUUUCUAUCCAAGAGAGCAGCUGCGAGAUGCGUCUUUUUUUCCAGACUGUGUGAUGGAUGUGGACACACAGCAACUGUUACUCCUCUUAGGAUGGAGAUACUCACCCCCCUUAUCCAGUCCCAAUUUGCUCCCGAAAACGGACCGAAUGUUUAAAAGCAAUGAAAAAGAAUGGCUUAAAGACUGAAAUGCAGGCCCACCCCAGAAUUCAUCCUAAAUGAUGCCUAAUAUCAUAAGGAAAAAGUUGUUUAGCACGUUAAAAUGGAAUGAAAUACAAUUAAUAAUAACAAUAUAUGAAAAAAAUUUGGGACUGACUGCAAUAGUGCGUGUGCGGUGCUGCAAAACAGAGAACGCAAACACAAACACGUGAACACGCACGUGAGGCGACGGCCGAGAGCGUGGGUACACGGUUCCCAUAAUGCAGUGCGUCUCACGGUCUCCUUGACGCGGCCGCUCGACGCGAUUUUCGAACGCGGUUUCCCUCCAUCGCACCGGACCGAACGUCACGGGGUCAGACCGGAUGGCGAAUGACGAUGCGAACAGAUUAACGAUAAGUGGUAUCGAUGGUGGUGCACCAGAUAAAUGAAAACCUUUUUAAUACGGGGGAUGACUUUGCUUUUAUUUACUUUGCUGAUGCUUUUCUCUGAAAGUGACUAACGGUGUUAAGCAGCCCACGGCGAUUUACCCUUUCGUACAGCCGUGUACUUUUCACCAGAGCAAUUCAGGGUAAGUGCCCUGCUCGCGGGUACUACAGCAGGAGGUGGGAUUUGAAUGCGGUUCCUCCGAAUACAGGGCGAGAGCUCUAACCGCAGCGCCACCCGCGCCUCGGGCGUGCCAGCAUUUCGUACCUUUGCUUUCCGUCGGCAGCGUCCGGCAUCACCGGUUCGGAAAAGGCCUCUUGACGAGAGCCGUGAGCGCUCUUGUGCCGCCGAGGUGCGCUGACAUGAUUUUGCUGUUCCUUCUUACCCUUCGAGGCAGUCGUCAAAGGUAUUUCCUUGCAGUGAUUUUAGCGUGGAACGUAAGAAGAGAGUGCGUGUUCCCGUUGGCGGAGCACGACACGCUCGUGGAGAGAGGGGGUAAGAAAAGUCACUGAGCGCAAGAGGCUGCGCUGCGCGUGGCUGUUCGGCUCACCGGGUAUCUCCGGGAGCUUCCUUCGCGGCAGACGUGCAGUGCGUACCGCUGUAAAGUACCGGGGCGAGGGAGCUGAGGACCGUGGGCUCUGCGCGUUGUUCUGAGACGCUGAUUUUGAGGAGUGUCACCGCUGGUCUGUCACAAGUCACAAUGUGGAAAUGGAAGCAGUUGUCUUGUUCUCUGCGCGCGCUCACACAUGCGCACACACACACACACACACACACGCACACACACAGUCUGUAGGCUUCGUGGUUUGGCCCUUCUUAUAAUCUCACAAUUACCUAUGCGUAGUUGUGUGUAUUUUCAUGAUCGCAGCCUCACCUUUUACUCGCAUUUAGGAAUGUUUCUCACUGUUUUGCGCAGCGUGUCGCUCUUUUAACGCACACCCUGAGUUUCUUUCAUGCUUUGUUUUUCCAUAAUCCAAAUACUGUCUGCAGUCUCUUGAAUAAGUGCCUGUUUCUCAGUUGAUGAAUAGCUGUCGUUUACCACGAUGUUUACUUCGCACCGAUUGUGACGAGCAGACGCUGGUGGAAGCGCACCCUUUUCAGGUAAUCGAAGAGCUAGUGGACUGGACUUCCCUUCCUUGGUGCGUUGCUCUCGUUGAUGCCGGAUUUGUCGAAGAGCAUCUCUGUCUCGCGGUUCCGUCGCAACCGUUUCGGGCAGCUCGCUUCGGGAACUUCGGCGCUUUCUCGCGGCGGAGCCCCAGCCCCGCAGCCGUAUUCGCAGAGCGCUCUUUCAUUUAGUGUCGCCGUGAAAACGGUAACGUUGACGAUAAAUGAUAAAGAGCCCAUAAGACGUUGCGGUUGGGAAGUCGCACACGUUCACACUCACGGGAGUUUGGCUCACAGCUGCAGCGUUCCAUUUGCUCCCUCUUCUGCUUUAUUGGGAGCACGAGGAGAAGAUGCUUAUGGCUCAGCUGUAAUGCACAUGAAUUCAGGUUUAAAAAAAAUGCUUUUGGUGUCACGCGUGUGCCGCAACGCUGCCUCCGAAGGGCGAACGGGCAUCGGUUACUCGACGUUGUUCCUAGAGCGCCGGCACGCAGGACCGCAGAGGACCGCACAAGAGCGCACUUCUGUCGCCUCGUCGACUCUUGUCCUCCGACCGCUCUACGUGUUUGUCGCAGCUCUCCCAGAAGCCGUUAUGUGUCCGUUUGCUCCGUUCCGCCGACUCCGCCCGCUGCUCUUCCUCUGCAAACGGGUGGAACCGCACACCUUUAGCUCAUGCCGAGGGGCUCCGCGACCGCAGAACAGCCCUCCGCGCGUCUCUUGCUCGACCGACGCGCCGUCAUGCCGGGGCCCUGCGGGGUCUCCCUCGACUCACGGGUUCUCUGCAGAGAACGCAGUGCGGUGACUGGGCCGAGUGCCACUGGGCUGCAUCCGCUGGCUCAUCUUGUUGUACCUGCUGCUGCUGCUGCUGCUGCUGCUGCUGCUGCGCCGGACCAUCUGUACGUCUUACCGCGGUGUGCCGGACUCUCCUGCCCCGAUGCCAAUUCAGCCCUCCAGUUUGGGAAUUUCGCAGCAUUUUCCCUUCAUUUCUGCUGGAAUUGAGAUGUACUUAUUUCGUGUGUUGUUUUGAUAUCCUAUUAUUCUGCCAGUAUCUCAUUUUUGCAAUGUCGUACUAUCCUUAAUAUUUUCAGCACGAGCGUUUUUUUUUUUUUUCUUUAGCUAUAACAAUCAUUGGGGGGGCGGGGGGUGGGGGGGCGUGGAAUCCACUAUUGCCUUUGCUGUCGACAUGUUUACUAUGAAUUUGUCAGCCAGAGACAAAGGACUGUUCUGAGGUCAAAGUCAAGUCUCCAGCCCCUUAACAAACACUCUGGGACAGGAUUUUACAACAAGUCUAUGUUUUGCAAACUCGAACUUUCUAUUGUCAAUUGUGUAAAGUACUUAGUUUCCUUUGUAAGUAUGGAUAUACUGUAUAAACAGAUACUACGGAUUUUAUUCGAAACAAGAGAAAUACAAAUAAUAGCUUUUUAAUGCAUUUUUCUUUCGGAAUGUUCGAAGAAACUUCAGUGUGUGUAAAAUAGUUUUAUUUCAUUGGUAACUGUACAGAAUAUGAUCAUUGGUAUUUACUGAUCGUAUAAAGAAACUUUGCAUGUUUUCACUGUUUCUUGCAGGGAAAAUAAGGAACAAACGAUGAUAUUUGUAAAAAUGUCUUUUUUUUCUUCCUGAAAAGAUGUGAAAGAUGUUAGUGUACUGAAUCCAUUUAAAAAUGUUCGUUGAAAUAUCUUGUGCUCUUUUAAGGGA